AUGAAUGAACAGUCAGAAAAGAACAAGGCCACGCAAGACGGAUGCACAGGUCAAAGCUCUUCUGAGAAAGACUGUCAGAUUGGACAAAAGCAGCUGCAACAGAUAGAGCGGCAGUUAAAAUGCUUGGCGUUUCAAAACCCUGGACCACAGGUAGCGGACUUUAAUCCUGAAACAAGGCAGCAGAAAAAGAAAGCUCGGAUGUCAAAGAUGAAUGAGUAUUUUUCUGUAAAAUACAAAGUCAGGAAGAAGUACGACAAAAGUGGCCGGCUGAUCUGUAACGACGCCGACCUGUGUGACUGCCUGGAGAAGAACUGUCUGGGCUGCUUCUACCCGUGCCCCAAGUGCAACUCCAACAAGUGCGGGCCCGAGUGCAGGUGCAACCGCCGGUGGGUCUAUGAUGCCAUCGUCACCGAAUCCGGGGAGGUGGUCAGCACGCUGCCAUUCGCCGUUCCUGACUAGGAGCUGUUCCCUGGGGCUCUCUGU
Hyaena hyaena (striped hyena) is the source of this 483-nucleotide messenger RNA. It is a transcript of the gene ARL14EPL, whose product is annotated as ADP ribosylation factor like GTPase 14 effector protein like. Lineage: Eukaryota; Metazoa; Chordata; Mammalia; Carnivora; Hyaenidae. The coding region runs from base 1 to 459 and encodes 152 amino acids. The record is from RefSeq and is a predicted model, not a curated record. The transcript has 3 exons.